Molecule: messenger RNA, 2735 nt
Organism: Scatophagus argus
Lineage: Eukaryota; Metazoa; Chordata; Actinopteri; Scatophagidae
Gene: sp5a
Product: Sp5 transcription factor a
Exons: 2
Coding region: 420-1547 (375 amino acids)
Biological process (GO): regulation of transcription by RNA polymerase II
Molecular function (GO): RNA polymerase II cis-regulatory region sequence-specific DNA binding; DNA-binding transcription factor activity, RNA polymerase II-specific
Source: RefSeq, a predicted model, not a curated record
UAUAUACAUUUCCCACAUAGUGAUUACUUCAUUAAUUGUCCCGCCUUUAUCUCCUCCCUUCCCAUCCCCCCUAAUAAUCAGCUCCUUUAUCCAGACCAACAAACACACCAUAGGAGCUUUGUGGAUUCAAAGGAUUUGCUUUCCCCUCUCAAAGAGCCGCUAUUCUUUGAUGAUUGGGCAGCGGCAAACUUCAAAGUAAUAAAUCUUAUUUCUGACUGGCUGGCGGCCCACCAAAGUCCUUAUCAAAUUCUAAGAAGUGAUCCCUCACUCUUCAGAUAGACCAAGGAUAUCUCGGAGAGAGGAAGCACUGGAGAGUGGAGACCUGCUCGGCACGAUAUUUUACUACGAAUGCACACAUUUAUCUAAAUUAGAGCUUUUAUUUUUAUUUGUUUUCAUCGAGAGGGAGGAGGACGUUUACUAUGGCAGCCGUGGCCGUACUGCGGAAUGAAACACUCCAGGCUUUUCUUCAGGAUCGCACUCCAAACUCCUCUCCAGAGAACUGUAAGCACUCUCCGCUGGCUCUUCUGGCUGCCACUUGUAACCGGAUCGGGCAUCACCACGGUUCAAACCCGACAGACUUCCUCCAGGUCCCUUACGACCCGACUCUGGGCUCCCCUUCGCGUUUAUUUCACCCGUGGACUAACGAGGGAACCCCUCAGAGCAGUUUGGCCAGCAACUCUACUUUCGGACUAUCCUCCAAGCCCCAGCUGUCUGCACACAUCCAGAGCUCCUUCAGCUCGCACCACGAACUGCCCCUCACCCCUCCGGCGGACCCCUCGUACCCCUAUGACUUCUCCCCUGUGAAGAUGUUACCUUGCUCCAUGCAGUCUCUGCAGUCUACCUGCCCUCCCACAUACGUCCCCGCUGUCAGUUACGCAGCCCCAACUCCCAUUCCGCCUGCAAUGCCAAGUUUUGUCACGGGACCCUCCGGCCUUGUGCACCAGCAGCAGAGACAGUUGUCCCCAAACCCUGGAGAGGACAUUCCGUGGUGGAGCCUCCAGCAGGGGAACCAUGUCAGUCACUCUUCCUCCCUGGGUCCCCACCGCUUCCAGCUGCAGAGGGGCUUGGUUCUGGGACAUACGGACUUUGCGCAAUAUCAGACGCAAAUCGCGGCUCUGCUGCACACCAAGUCACCUCUUGCAACUGCGCGGCGGUGCAGGAGGUGCAGGUGUCCGAACUGCCAGUCCUCCACGUCCAGCGACGAGCCUGGGAAGAAGAAACAGCACAUUUGUCACAUACCUGGUUGCGGGAAAGUUUACGGGAAAACUUCUCACCUCAAAGCGCACCUGAGGUGGCACUCUGGAGAGCGGCCGUUUGUGUGCAACUGGCUGUUCUGUGGCAAGAGUUUCACCAGGUCGGACGAGCUGCAGAGACACCUGAGGACUCACACGGGGGAGAAGCGCUUUGUUUGCCCGGACUGCUGCAAGAGGUUCAUGAGGAGUGACCACUUGGCAAAACAUGUCAAAACUCACCAGAACAAAAAGAGCAAGUGCCACGACAAGACACUUGAGCACGUCAAAAGGGAGGACACCAGGAAUAUGUUGUAACACAACUUGUAGUCAUUUUAAAUAGUAGAAAUCACUAGUGCAAUACAGUCAGUCCUACAUUAGUUGAAGUACACAGUGAGCUGCAUUUUUAUAGGGUAUUUUGUUUAUUUUAUUUUAUUUUUUUAAUUGGUUUAUUUCUUACAUCCUGACAAUAGUUUCUAACAUUGCUGGUCUGUGUAGCACAUUUUUGUGUAUGUAUAAAGUUUCAUAAGUUAAUUUGGGACCGUGGAGAAGUUAAAGCUCAUGAGUUUGAAUUCACUGUCUAUAUCAUAUCAAGAAGACAAGUUUUCAACUUGUGUUUUGAUCAUUGUCUUCGGUGGAAGAUUUCACUCCCCUGUACAUUAUAUUUAAUAGCUUUUGUUGAAUGAAAGUGUCCGUUUUUUGCUCCUUAUGGGGUGUUUAUAAGCAUGCUCUUGAAAAGAUAUGCUAUUGUUGAUAUGACCCAAAUACUGUGUGAGAAUAAAGAUUAUAACAUUUUCCUCAACUCAGAAUAAUUCAUUUAAUAUCUCAGUCCUAUGGGCGACAAGGUUUUAUGUGUCAAGAAAUAUACUCAGUAUUAGCUGGAUUAGUGUGCCAUGUGGAUUGUUGUCAAAGUUUCACAACAGUAAAACAAACUUAUUAUUUUCCAAAGAAUUUGUUUCGUAGAAUCUAUAAUUUAACUCAUUGGAGGACUUCUAGGAAAAAGUGUGCAAAUUAUUAAGUUUCCAGCUGGUUGUGAUGGUCGAAAAUGCAUAACCCACCAUAACAGAACAAUGUUAAAUAUUUGGCUAAAGUGAAGAUGAAAAGUCAAUGUUUUCCCCUGCUGCUGCUGCUGCUGUUGUUGUUUAACCUCUAACAUGAGUGAAGCAGUAUUCAGUAACACAGAGAUGACAGAAGUUGAGUUGGACUGGAUUCUACUUGACUUGUCUUCACAGAAAUAAUUUGCAUCCACCAUUUAAACAUUUACAAUGCAGUCUUAAACAGUGAAAUAUUUCUGUGUGAUCCCUGAAAUUUGGCCGCCACCUGAGGUAAAACCGAUACAUGAUGGAGGUUCGUCUCCAUCGUCUGUAGACCUGAGCGGUUCAAAGGUGCGAAUAUUCUGAAACAUAAUUUAAUUAAACACCAAACUCUGCCUCUUCACUGUGGAGGUCUUAACUUAAAAUCAUGACGUGAAAGGUUUUACUUAAAAUGUGCUCCUUUUUCUUGGAU